UAUGUGACAUAUGCACUGUUUUUUCCCCAGUAAGUGUUUGUUUAAAUCUCUAAAAUUUCGAGUUAUCUUUGUCAAUUUCGUCUUAAAGAUAUUUUAUUAAAUUACAGUCCGCUCAAUUAGUUCAUCAUUAAACAUUUGUUCCUUCGGCCGGAUCCGUUGAAAAGUUACCUAUUUUUAGUAAAAUAUCAAAUUUGUCGUGUCGUAAUAUUUUUCUAAUAAAUUGGUGGGUAAAACUUUAAUUCUCGAUUCGGUUAAUGGCUGACCGGAAGUGUGACUUUUAUAGUAGAAUUUAGUUAGGUUGGUAGCAGUGUGACAGUUCGUUCAAUCCGCUCAUCUCGUUCGGUCUUAGUCUAUGCUUUGGUGUAUGGCAACAAUUCGGUUGUCAUCUCAUCUGUCAUUGUCAAAGUCAACAAGUUAAUUUUAUUGAGUAACGUAAACUGUUUAUUUAUAUUUUCGUUCUCGUUUUUCGAUAAAUCAACAGUGAUUAUUACGUGAAAAAUGUCGGACAUUGAUGUGAGCAAUAGAGACGUUGACAUGGAUAGGGUUGAACGCAAUUACGCGGUUAUGCGGUGAAGACCAAGUCUUCAACUGAAUUAGAAAAAGUUCAUCGUGUUUUUAGAGAAACAUUACAAGUGUUAGAAAGAUUCGACUUACCCGAUAAAAACUUUAUGUUAUUUCAUCUGUUGUGGGGAAAAUUGGACAAGGCGACUCGGGAGGCCUUCCUCCUCGAGUUCAAUUCCAAUGAAAUUCCAAAGUUUGAAUUGCUACAAGAGUUUGUUGAAAAACAAGUCCGCGCUCUGGAAGUAACGGAGGUUAAGCCCGUAACAAGUGCCAUUAAAGGUAAAGGCAAGGUAACACUAGUUGCCACACAACAAAAUAUAUGUGUUUUCUGUACUGAACUGCAUAACUUAGAAAAUUGUAAAAAAUUUAAAGUUUUAGACACUUCGGAGCGGUUCAAGGUGGUGAAAAACAAGGGCUUGUGUGUUUGUUGUUUCUCCAAAACUCAUAAAGUUAAACAAUGUCGAUCGGAUUGUCGGUGCAGUAUAUGCGGUUGUUCCCACAACACUUUAUUACACUUUGGAAAAAGGGAACCGGCUUCACCAGAGGCUGAACCAGCACCUCAGCCAACGGUGAGCGGUUUAAAUAGCAAAGUGACUUUGACGUCGGUCCAAAGUAAUGGAUUAGUUUUAUUUGCUACUGCUCGGGUAGCUGUUCGGGAUAGUUCAGGUAAUUAUCAAAUAGCUCGUGCUCUUUUGGACGGUGCUAGUGGUGUCAAUUUUAUUUCCCAUGACUGUGCUCGAAGAUUAGGUUUACAGGUAGAUGAUACUAGCGAGCCAAUUACUGGAAUUGGACUAUCUGAAGUUGCACCUAAGGGUAUGUUAUCAUGCUCUGUUAAACCUAUUGGAUCAGAAAUGGUUAAUUUUGACUUCCAAGCGUCAGUGCUUCCAGUUAUCUGUCCGGAGCAACCAUACUAUAGAGUCAAUACAUCGGAAUGGCAUCACAUUCAAGGUCUACCUCUCGCUGACCCUGACUUUGCGAAGCCGGGCCCAAUAGAUUUACUCUUAAAUGCAGAGAUCUUUGCAUCUUCCAUUUUAAGUGGUAAAAAGGAGGGCCGGAAGGGGCAGUCAAAGGCUUUGGAGACUGUUUUCGGAUGGGUUCUGAUGGGUGACUGUUAUGCCUCUCGUACACAAUCUUUCACUAAUUGUCGGAAAGAUUGUUUUUUCGUGUCGAAUGCUUCACAAUCAAACUUGUCGCUGUCGUUGGAUGAUUCUCUUAAAAGGUUCUGGGAACUAGAAAAUAUUUGUGGUCCGAGUAAACCUAUCUUGUCGAAAGAGGAUCAACUAUGUGAAGAUAACUUCCGUGCAAAUUAUUGUCGCACGAGUGAAGGCCGGUUCGAGGUACCUCUACCUUUCGUCGAUCCUUCGAACAAGCCUACCUUUUCGCACACUCGUGAAAUUGCAAUGCGGAGAUUUUUUUCGUUGGAACGCAAGCUUACAAAGCAUGCGGAUUUUCGUAAAGCUUAUGCCUCCUUUAUGGAAGAGUAUGAGGUCAGUGGUCAUAUGGAGCAGGUUGCGCCGCCUGUCUCUAGUGUCGGGAAUUUUAAUUACAUCCCACAUCAUGGUAUUUUGCGCCCCGAAUCUGUCAGUACACCUCUGAGAGCCGUUUUUGACGCAAGUUGUCGUGACAGCAAUGGGAUUUCGCUUAAUGAUACACUACUAGCUGGACCUAAGUUACAAACUAAUAUUUUUGAUGUCCUUACUAGGUUUCGAUGGCAUAAAAUAGUCUUUACGGGUGACAUAAAGGCCAUGUAUCGUCAAAUCCUCGUGCCAAACGAGGACGCUGAGUAUCAGCGGAUAUUGUGGCGACCUUCGACUGACGGCCCAGUUAAAGACUAUCGUUUGCGGACGGUAACUUAUGGUGUGAAAUCGGCUCCGUAUCAAGCUUUGCGCACAAUAGCACAGAUAGCGGAGGAGACUGCUGACUCCUAUCCUGAAGGGUCACAAGUGCUUGGGAGAGACAUUUAUGUUGAUGAUGUCGUGACAGGCGCUGACUCUAUUGAGCAAGCUUUAAAAAUUAGAUCAGAUUUAUCUGAAAUUUUGUCGUCGGGUGGGUUUCAUUUGAGAAAAUGGACCUCCAACCAUAAAGGUUUUAUCGUUGACCUUCCAUCUUCUGAGUUGUAUUCGAGUGAUUUUAAACAUUUUGAUGAACUUUCGGAUUUGUCCCUUAAAAUAUUGGGAUUGUUAUGGCGUCCACAAACAGAUUCGUUCCAAUUUGAGGUUGCAACACCACGUGAUCAGAAAUGUACUAAACGUACUAUUUUAUCGAAUAUAGCGCGCAUAUAUGACCCGCUAGGAUUCUUAUGUCCUGUCACGUUUCACGCUAAAUAUUUAAUGCAGGUCUUGUGGUCAUCUGGGGUGCAAUGGGACGAUGAUGUUCCAGAAGCAAUCACAUCAGAAUGGAUGAAAUUUACCGAUCAACUUCCGUCGUUGAAAUCUGUCGAUAUUCCCCGUCGCAUCAUCCAUUCGUUUGUUUCAUUACAAUUGCAUGGAUUUUGUGAUGCGUCGGAGCGUGGUUACGCUGCUGUCGUCUUCUGUCGUGUCGAUGACACACAAGGCUCUACUUUUGUAGAGCUUUGCUGUGCCAAAAGUAAGGUUGCGCCUCUGCGUAAAUUAUCAAUUCCUCGAUUGGAACUGCAGGCUGCCGUGUUGUUGGCAGACCUGAUGCAGUCAACACAAGAGGCAUUAAAACCUCUCUAUGUUGUUCAGGAAAUAUUUGCAUGGUCAGACUCGACCGUAACGUUAGCUUGGAUCAAGUCGUGCCCUUCACGCUGGAAAACAUUUGUUGCAAAUCGUGUGAGCCAUAUCCAGGAUCUUGUUGCUCCUGAUCGCUGGCGUCACGUCAGUACACACCACAAUCCUGCUGAUGCAGGAUCCAGGGGGUUACUGCCUGAAGAUUUGGUAGAGUGUGAUAUUUGGUGGAAGGGUCCGUCGUGGUUGGUAAAGGAAGAGAAGGAUUGGCCUUGCUCACCUUUGCACGAUCCAAGCAAUGACUGUAUUGUAGAGGAACAACGUAUCUGUAGCUUACUCGUGACGGCCGAUCCUAACUUAAUUGAUGAAGUCCUUAGCAGGUUCUCCUCGCUUUUCACAUUAAAGCGUGUGUUAGCCUACUGUUUCCGUUUUUUACGGUCAGCUAAGGAUGGAAAAGUUGUCGGAUCUCUACAGUCAGCUGAAACCACUGCAGCUCUCAUGUUUUUAGUAAAACAUGUGCAGCUCACUUCGUUCAGUGUAGAGAUCAAUCAAUUAAGGGAGGAUCGUUUGAACGCAUUGCCAAAGGGUUUGCGCAAGCUUUCAUUAUUCAUUGACAGUCAGGGUAUUGUCAGGGUGGGCGGUCGCUUGGCAAAUUCUCCUAUUAAAUUUUCUGUCAAACAUCCCAUUUUAUUGCCUCGCUCCCACCGACUCACUAUUUUAAUAAUUGACGAAUAUCAUAAAAGAUUUUUACAUCCAGGUGCCCAAACUUUACAAAAUUUACUUGCGCAAACGUUUUGGAUUUUGUCGCCAAAACGAGCAAUUCAGGCAGUGAUUGGAGGCUGCGUGAAAUGCUUUCGUGCCAAUCCCUCUGCGGCAUCUCCGCCGCUUAUGGGAAAUUUGCCUACUUUUCGCGUCUCGCAAAUUAAACCUUUUUCGAGUGUCGCCAUUGAUUAUGGAGGACCAUUUGAUAUCGCUUUCGGUCGUGGCCGUGGUGCGAAAACGUACAAAGGUUACAUCUGUGUUUUUGUAUGUACUAGUACCAAAGCCAUUCACAUAGAGCUUGCUUCAGAGUUGUCGACAGAAGCUUUCCUCUGUGUUCUUAAACGGUUUGUCGCUCGUCGUGGUCGAUGCAGUAACAUUGUCUCUGACCAGGGUAGGAAUUUUGUGGGCGCUAGUAACUAUCUUGGUUCACUCAUGAAAGGUGCUGCUGAUGCCCAAGAAAUUAAAUUCUCGUUUAACCCUCCGGGUACGCCUCAUUUUAACGGAUUAGCUGAAGCCGGGAUACGCUCGGUUAAGACUCACCUCGCACGGGUUGUAGGUAAUCAAAGGUUAACCUUCGAGGAAUUUUAUACAAUUCUGACUCAGAUUGAGUCUAUGCUCAACUCUCGUCCAUUGACACCUCUUAGCUCGGAUCCUAGUGAUCUCUCAGCCUUAACUCCAGGCCAUUUUUUAACUCUGGAACCGUUGUCGAUUGUCCCAGAGGAAAAUCUUGUAGAUAAAAAAGUAAGUGUCUGUAAUCGUUGGAAAAUGAUACAGAAAAUGCAUCAAGACUUCUGGCGUAGAUGGCACGCUGAGUACGUCCAUACUCUACAACAGAGGACUAAAUGGAAUAAAGUAAAUACAAACAUUGUCGUGGGUUCCUUGGUCUUGUUGAUUAACGAACAGACAAGCCCUUUAAAAUGGCCCCUUGGGCGCAUCGUUGCUCUACAUCCCGGAGUUGACGGUGUCUGUAGAGUGGUCACAAUUCAAACUGCUACUGGUCAGUACAGAAGACCAGUUGUGAAGCUGUGUCCUUUACCACUUUCAAAUUAACUUUCGUCGUUCUAGUAUUAUCACUUAGUUUAACAUUAUAGUUUUUAAGUAGUUUGUCGAACUCUAGCACUAUUUGUAGAGUAAAUAUUGCAUAUUUAGGUGAGCGGUAUGUUCAACUUUCGUAUGAAUAUCGGUUUUUUAAAAGAAACAACACUAUUUUGUCUUUAGCUUCCGGUGUGUUUAGCCCGGCACUAAUCAUUUCCGGUAGCCAUUACCUCACAUUCUUUUCGCUCUCGAUCUAACUUGCGAACGCGUCGCUGCAUUAAAAUUGCCAUUUAUUGCUAAUUAAAUAGUUAAAGUCACAUUUUCCCAACAAUUGUCGUUAAAUUAAGUUUA
Messenger RNA from Leguminivora glycinivorella, 5396 nucleotides. RefSeq lists its product as uncharacterized. NCBI's taxonomy places the organism in Eukaryota, Metazoa, Arthropoda, Insecta, Lepidoptera, Tortricidae. The transcript has 2 exons. The record is from RefSeq and is a predicted model, not a curated record. Gene Ontology annotation, molecular function: nucleic acid binding. Gene Ontology annotation, biological process: DNA integration. The coding region runs from base 669 to 5060 and encodes 1463 amino acids.